Messenger RNA from Westerdykella ornata, 2350 nucleotides. RefSeq names its product oligomeric complex COG6. Bases 21 to 2105 code for a protein of 694 amino acids. Gene Ontology annotation, biological process: intra-Golgi vesicle-mediated transport. The transcript has 2 exons. Gene Ontology annotation, cellular component: COG complex. NCBI's taxonomy places the organism in Eukaryota, Fungi, Ascomycota, Dothideomycetes, Pleosporales, Sporormiaceae. The record is from RefSeq and is a predicted model, not a curated record.
GUUCACAAAUCUUUGGAAUCAUGUCGACCCAAAUAUUGGAGCGUCCCUAUCCAUCCUCCUUGGAUGCCUCUGCCUCUGGGGUUAGCGGAACAGCAUCCCGUGGCUCCAGCGCCCUUUCCAGUCGCAUAACAAAUGUCCUCUCGGCAUCGUACGCCGACCUGGAUAUUCGCGAUGCGUUGGAAACACUCGAUGCUCGAGGGGUUGAGAAUACGGCAGAGACCCGGCGGCAUCUACGCUUAGAUGUGCAGAGAGAGGUCAUCCAGUGCAACGGUGAGAUCGUGAAGGACUUUGGCGCGGUGGCAGAUCAACUCAAACGCAUUGGAAGUGCGAUUAAAAGCCUGAACAAGUACUGUGAUGAUAUGCGUAGCCAUAUUGAAGCUGCUCACAGGGAGACGGCUCCCGUCCUGGACGAGGCCAAGGGCCUCCUGAAUCAAAAGGAACAAGUCGAAACAAGACAGCAGAUCCUCAACGCCUUCAACGCACAUUUUGUUCUCUCCGAGGAGGAUGCGGCCACUCUCACCUCUACCGCUCUGCCUGUCGACGAAGACUUCUUCCAGACACUGACGAGGGUGAAGAAGAUUCACCACGACUGCCAAGUUCUUCUCGGGAGCGAAAACCAAACCUUGGGCCUCGAAGUGCUUGAGCAAAGCUCCAAGCAGCUGAAUUCCGCUUUCCAGAAGCUCUUUCGGUGGGUUCAGUCGGAAUUUAAAACGCUGGACCUGGAAAACCCCCAAAUCAACGCGUCCGUUCGAAGAUCGCUGCGGGUGCUGGCCGAACGGCCGACGCUCUUCCAAGCAUGCCUGGACUUCUUUGCUGAAGCGCGAGAACAUAUACUAUCCGACUCCUUCCACGCUGCAUUGACUGGCUCUGCAUCCGAUACAACGAAGCUUGCCACCAAACCCAUUGAAUUCCAGGCCCAUGAUCCCUUGCGGUACGUUGGUGACAUGCUGGCUUGGACACACGCCGCUACCGUCUCAGAGCGGGAAGCAUUGGAAGUUCUUUUCAUCUCCGAGGGCGACGAGAUCAAGCGUUCGAUUCAGGCCGGUCUGGAGAGCGAACCCUGGUUGCGGGGCGACGGCGACCAAGAAAUAUUUGACGGGAGGACAGCGCUCAACCAAAUCGUCGGCCGCGACCUAACAGGCGUUGCUCGCUUGCUGCGACAGCGUACGGAGCAGGUUAUCCAGAGUCACGAUGAUGCUACACUUGCCUACAAAAUCGCCAAUCUGAUCAGAUUCUAUCGCACGACCUUUGUCAAGCUCCUCGGGGAAGACUCCGAAGUUCUUGGUGUUUUCACACAACUCGAAGAGUCAGCAAUGAGGCAAUUCAGGGCCAACAUGCGCGAUCAUGUCGCUGCCGUGCAGAGCGAAAUCACCCUAGCGCCUCCAGAUCUGUCGCCGCCUGACUUCCUUGAGGACGCCUUGCAAAUGCUGAAAGCUCUGGCCAAGAGCUUCGACUCAUCAAUUGCGGCAUUUGAUGAUCGCGAGGAAGGCUUCCAAGCCGUGCUGACAGAGGCUCUAGAGCCUUUCCUGGGUGGCUGCGAGAACCUUCAGAAAAGCUUGGACCUUCUUGAUGGCCAUAUAUUUGCCGUCAACUGUCUCUUAGCGGCAAAGGAGGUGUUGCUCGGUUAUUCCUUCACGCAGAAGAGGAUCAGCGACAUUCAAGACACGAUUAGUGAGCAUGUCGCCAAGCUAGUUGAGUACCAACAUCAAUACCUUACCCAUACGUCCGGGCUUCUACCGCUCACUGAAGCGCUCUCUGAGGUCUCAGACACCACCGAUAGCCUAAGGAGUAUCCCGACUCUCGACCCCUUCAAACCCGACGCUCUGAUAUCGACAAGCCAGCAACUCGACGAUUUUCUUCCAUCGGCGUUGAUUGAUGCAUCAGAAAACAUCAAGAGACUGCGGAGCAGAAAGAUGGUGCACGACAUCACGGAGGAAGCUGCAAGGCGAUUCUGCGAGGAUUUCGAAUUCAUUGAAAGUAGGAUUCUGGCCGCGGAUGACCUGCUUCAAGAUACGGAACCGGCGGAAGACGGCCAGGAACCUGCACCUGGGCUGAGAGAUCUGUUCCCUCGCACUAGCGGGGAGAUACGCGUGUUGUUGAGCUAGGUGGAUUGUUUGGUGGCUUCAUUUCAUGUUGUUGCCCCUUCAUCGAUGAUUCUUCAAGCCAACCCUUGUCCACGUCCUCCCACGUCCAUAACUCAGAUCCGAUGCAUAUAGAAACUCGUGACAUCUUGAUCCCGCCAUGCAUCUCAAGCCUGCGGCUUCUUCUUCUCCCAUUCUUCAGGCGUAUGACACUUCGGCGUCCACGCAUGGAUGGCCGCAAUCUCCUCCUUGAGAAUGCCAUUGACAAG